AUCAACAUUUCUGUCCUCUGCAAUGAUCCCCAUUAUAUGCUUCCUUUUCGUGCUUAUUUCAGCACCAUAGAAGCGAGGAGGGGGAAAGAGACAGAGACAGCGCUAGCGAGAAGCUAGCGUACAAAGCGUCAGCAUAACUGCUCCGACAGAGAGAGGCAAAGAAGGGGGAAAGUUGAAGUGCGAUGAGCAACGCCAGGCUCUCAUCUCCCUCCCUAUUUUUCCAAGCUGGCACUGUGUUUAGAGAGGGCGCUCAUCAUGCAGUGUUUAGCAGCAGGGGCUGAUAGAACUGCAAAGUCGCAGGAAAGGUGCUCUGAAGAAUCUGCUUUCCAAGUCCAAGGAAGACUGGAUCUGGACAGCUGGCAUCGGAGCAAUUAGUCUCUCUCUGUUUAUCUGUCUGUCUCUCUGUUUAUCUGUCUGUCUCUCUUUUCCUCUGAAGCUGGCCUUCCACUUUUCAGAUUUUCCAGGAGAACAUUGGCAGUGUUACAAUUGGGACUCAGGUGUCCAAUCCCAUUGUAAAAUUUCUUUGUGCUUCCUUUUCUUGUGGGAUUGUGUGGCUCUCUUGCAUUAUCCUGAUGUGAUUUUCUUACACCCACCCCUUUUUGUUUUGGAAUCAUGGGCAUCUUUUGGGCUUAUAUUGGAUUCCAUUUCUUCGUAGUAUUUUACAUACAGCAAGGACUUUCUUCUCAAGCCAAAUUUACUGAAUUCCCUCAGAAUAUCACAGUUACUGAGGGGCAGAAUGUGGAGAUGUCUUGUGCAUUCCAGAGUGGCUCUGCCUCAGUGUACCUGGAAAUCCAGUGGUGGUUUCUGAGGGCAACUGAGGACCAAGAAGCUGGAGCUGAGUUGACGGACACUCAGGUGGAAUUAUCACCAGAGAAAGACUUGGACAAUGAUGGAACAAAGAUAAGUACAGUGAAAGUACAGGGGAAUGAUAUUUCCCACAAGCUGCAGAUCUCCAAAGUCAGGAGAAAGGAUGAAGGACUGUAUGAGUGCAAAGUGACAGAUGCCAAUUACAGACACUUUCAAGAAUACAAAGCCCAAGCUUAUCUCAAAGUCAAUGCAAAUAGCCACUCUCGAAGAAUGCAGGCUUUUGAAGUUUCCCCAAUGUGGCUGCAGGAUAAACCUCGCAAGAACAUCUCAGCUGCCUUUUCUAACAGCAUCCAUAAUUCUGCCAGUCAACGUCCCAUUUCUAAUCCUACAGCAAAUGCCAAAAUCACCAAGCAAAGCCCACAAUCAGCAAAGAGCAAAUCGCCUGUAAAAUCUACGGAGUGGACAGAAAAAUUGAUCCUAACUUCCAACCACCACCCUGCACCCAAUGUACACUAAUUCACUACACAGAGGAGCACCUUCUUCAGAAAACACAUACAAAAUCAAUAAAUAAAAUAUUACACUUUUUAAAAAAAAGAAAAGAAAAAAAAGACAAAUAUCAAGUUCAUUUCUUUUGAAUCUAAUUUUUUUUUCCUUUUCCUUUUUUCUCUCUUUUUCUUUUUCUUUUUUAAGAGGAAUUGGCACACGGUAAUAAAAUAUUGUUCAAUGUGGCAAUGUACAUUUUUCUUUAUUUUUAUUUUUCUUGACUCAAACAAAUGAAAGUGCUGAAUUACCUUGAUUCUUCAGCUGUUAUUUAUAUAUUUUUUUAUUUAUUCAUUUUUUGAUAUUAUCAAACUAGACAUGGUUCUUAUCCGGAAAGAGAUAACUCUAAGCAGAAAGAUAAUAAACUCAACUUCCCUUCUACUACAUCUCAACACAUAGCCUCUCUAGGUUUCCAGAUGCCAACUUUACUCAGAUGGCAGCAGAGGGAAACAUCCUUUGGAGGAACAUCUUUUUUGGACGGCAAAUCUUGCCACAAAUCCAAUGCAGCUAAUAAGUACAAGAAGUCUAUAAAGAUGGAAAAUGUGCAAAAAAAUGUCUGAGCCUUAGUUGGAGUUUCUUAGUUCAUUUCUUCUUCUCAUGAUUAUUACUUUCUUUCCUGUUUGAUGGUGGCAAUUAUCAGCCUGGCCAACCCCUAUGGGGUACUUAAAGGUUUCUAUAAAUACAUAUAUUAUAUGUGCGUGUUUUCUAUUUUGAUAGGUUUUCUUUAAUUUUGCACUUCUAUAUUUGCAAACUUUAACUUACAUUCUGUAAACUGUUUUCAUGUGUGAUACAACUUCAAACAGAUGUUCCUUGGUACAUUUAUAUGUCAGUUUUAAAUAUUAUCUCAGUGUGCUGCCACCAACUUGACAUCUUUUUUCUUUUACCAAAGCAUUUAUUUUAAGUUAUAAUUCAGUACUAUGUGGCAUUUUGUAAUUCAUGCAAUCAUUUUCCACUAGCCUAAGUCCUUGCUGAUGGCAAUGCACCCCUCUACUAACUCUGUAAAAAUGCACAUUUGUUAUGGUUUCCAACAGAAAUAUUUGAGUUGCCCAGGAAUGUUGGAAUUAUUUCUGGAAUAUAUUUUAUCAAUUAUAUAUACCCUGCAAAAAAAAUUGAAAGGAAAAAUGAGAAAGAGAAGAGAGACAGAAAAAAAAUGUACCCUGUUCUCUGGUUGGGUGGGUUUUCUUUUAAUUUUGUUAUUAAUAAAAUCAGAACUUGGUAUACCAACAACUUAAUUUGCUCAUAAUAUAGGAAGUAGUCUCAUGUAUGAGGCUACACAGAAUUAUUAUAUUUUAAUUGACUUGUGUACUGUAUUUGAUGUGAUAAUGAGACAGCCUAUAUGAGAAUGACAUUUCUUUGUGAAAUCAGAUAUUUUUUAAAAAAAAUAUGCAAGUCUUAAUACUUCCUAGCUAAAUGAGUGCCAACAGAAUGUGUUAAUAACUGUAUAUUAAAUGAACCUUUUUUCUAUUAAAGAGAUAUAAUAUCAACCAA
Crotalus tigris (Tiger rattlesnake) is the source of this 2835-nucleotide messenger RNA. RefSeq names its product V-set and transmembrane domain containing 2A (gene VSTM2A). The record is from RefSeq and is a predicted model, not a curated record. NCBI's taxonomy places the organism in Eukaryota, Metazoa, Chordata, Lepidosauria, Squamata, Viperidae. Bases 613 to 1323 code for a protein of 236 amino acids. The transcript has 5 exons.